AUGACCUGGGAGCUGCACCUGCUGCUUCUGCUGGGCCUGGGACUUAGCUCCCAGGAGGCCCUGCCACCACCCUGUGAGAGAUCUACUGCCAUGGGGAGCUCCUGCACCAAGUUCAGAUGGCCCAGCUCUACCAAGAUGACAAGCAGUUUGUGGAUAUGUCACUGGCCACAUCUCCAGACGAGGUCCUGCAGAAGUUCAGUGAGCUGGCUGUGGCCCACAACCACAGCAUCCCUAGGGAAGAGCUUCAGAACUUUGUCCAGAGUUACUUCCAGCCCGUGGGGCAGGAGCUGCAGCCCUGGACACCUGAGGACUGGAAGGACAGCCCCCAGUUCCUGCAGAAGAUCUCAGAUUCCAGGCUGCGUGUCUGGGCCGAGGAGCUACACAAGAUCUGGAAAAAGCUGGGAAAGAAGGGACUCAUACUGGGUGAUGGAAGGCCUGCUUCUCUCUGAGAUGGCCUCAACGGUGAAGGGUAUGCUGCAGAACUUUCUGGAUCUGGUGAAGACCUACGGACAUAUCCCCAACGGCGGACGCGUGUAUUACCUGCAACGCAGCCACCCCCCACUCCUGACUCUCAUGAUGGAGCGAUAUGUGGCCCACACCAAUGAUGUCGCCUUCCUUCGGGAGAACAUUGGGACUCUAGCCUUGGAACUGGAGUUCUGGACUGUGAACAGGACUGUCUCCGUGGGCUCAGGAGGGCAAAGCUAUAUCUUGAAUCGUUACUAUGUCCCUUAUGGGGGACCCAGGCCAGAGUCCUACAGCAAAGAUGAGGAAUUGGCAAAAACGGUGCCAGAAGGGGACCGAGAGACUCUGUGGGCUGAGCUCAAGGCUGGGGCUGAGUCUGGCUGGGACUUCUCUUCACGAUGGCUUGUUGGAGGCCCAGACCCUGAUUUGCUUAGCAGCAUUCGAACCAGCAAAAUGGUACCUGCUGACCUGAACGCGUUCCUGUGCCAAGCAGAGGAACUGAUGAGUAACUUCUACUCCAGACUCGGGAAUGACACUGAGGCCAAAAGGUACAGGAACCUGCGGGCUCAGCGCUUGGCCGCCAUGGAGGCCAUCCUGUGGGACGAGCAGAAGGGUGCCUGGUUCGACUAUGACUUGGAAAAAGGGAAGAAGAACCUGGAGUUUUAUCCCUCCAACCUCACCCCACUCUGGGCUGGCUGCUUCUCAGACCCUAGUGUGGCUGACAGGGCUCUGAAGUACUUGGAGGACAACAAGAUCUUGACCUACCAGUAUGGGAUCCCAACCUCUCUUCGUAACACAGGCCAGCAGUGGGACUUCCCCAAUGCCUGGGCCCCACUGCAGGACCUGGUCAUCAGAGGUUUGGCCAAGUCAGCUUCCCCCCGGACUCAGGAGGUGGCUUUCCAGCUGGCCCAGAAUUGGAUCAAAACCAACUUCAAAGUCUACUCCCAAAAGUCAGCCAUGUAUGAGAAGUAUGACAUCAGCAAUGGUGGACAUCCAGGUGGAGGAGGGGAGUAUGAAGUUCAGGAAGGAUUUGGCUGGACAAAUGGAUUGGCCCUGAUGCUUCUGGACCGCUAUGGUGACCAGCUGACUUCCGGGACCCAGUUAGCUUCCCUGGGACCCCAUUGCCUAGUGACUGCCCUUCUUCUCAGUCUUCUGCUGCAGUGACAAGGACAAGAAUGGACUCACUGCCUGUGCUUUCUCCCCUAGCCCCAGCUCAUGGUUCAUUAAACCCCCGCUUCCCCCUGCGCUCCCCCCUGCCCUCACACCGUCAUCCCCCUCCCCCCUGCUCACAGUGUACUGAGCCAAGAAGUGACCAAGAGGUCAAGACUGUAAUUUUCACUAGGGAAGAAACUGAAUCCCAUCGGGUACCACAUACAGCCGACUUCCACACUCUCACAUACAUAGUCAAAAUGCUUUUAUUGUUCUGCUGAAAUGCUUACAAAUACUGCAAAACACCCAGCCAGGCCCAGCAACCAAGGGCCCAGUGCUGGGGAGGGCAGGGAAGGUGGCUUAGUGUUAAGGCGCAAGGCUGAGGCCAGCCAGCUGGAGACUUGAUCCUCUGUCCUUCUUUCCCGUCACCUUUGGGAAACUGAAGGGAGGUUACCACAGCUCAGGGCCUCUGCUUCUGCCCGCCCUGCUCCCAACUCAGGCUUCUUUCCAGACACUCUGAGCUACCACCCUCGUUCCUUAUUGGGAACUAGUCCUGUCAGAAUGGGAGGGCAGACCUCUUAGCUUCCUCUCCCCUCAGUGAUGCUGCUCUCUGGUCUUGGAUCUCUGGACAUCAUCCCUUCUGGCUCUAAGCAAGGCACAGUAAAAGGGAGAGGGCUGGGCUGGGGGCUGGAGACACACUGCAGCCGGGAGGAACUCUAUCUCCUCCCACCAUGUGACAGGCCCCCAGGCCUGGGUUGGAGAGAUGGGUGGCAUGUACCCUCAUGUGGCCCACAGCCGAAGCAGUGGGCAGAGCCACAGAGUGGCCAUGGCAAUUAGUGUGUAACCAUGGUGAGGAAGCAGCCACCAUGGAGACAAGGAUGAUGGGCUUGUAACAUGAUUACGGGGCUGGACCUCGAGAAUGACACUUGAGGUCUCUGGUCCUUGAGCUAAGUAGUGAAAAGUGGGAGGUGGGAGGAGAAGGAGGCAGACCGGGGGCGGGAAGUGCAGGCCUGAGCCUCUCCCC
Messenger RNA from Rattus norvegicus (Norway rat), 2635 nucleotides. It is a transcript of the gene Treh, whose product is annotated as trehalase. Gene Ontology annotation, biological process: trehalose catabolic process; carbohydrate metabolic process; trehalose metabolic process. Gene Ontology annotation, molecular function: alpha,alpha-trehalase activity. NCBI's taxonomy places the organism in Eukaryota, Metazoa, Chordata, Mammalia, Rodentia, Muridae. The record is from RefSeq and is a predicted model, not a curated record.